GCAGUGGUGAAUUUGGCUGGCGAUCAGGCAGUUCCCCAUAUGCUUGUCUUUUGGACACUGAAUACUAUAUCAGUACCCACCCUUUGUGAAGUCAUCCCUGGAUCUAUACUAAUAAUAGUGUUAUUGUACUCCACACAGCGUGGUGGUGCUGAGGAGCCAGCUCACUAGGCAAACUGGGACCACAGUGGCAAGAAGACUGUACAGUUCUCCAGCAGUUGGUGAUGCUGAGUAUGGGAAAACUGACGGUGUUAUCGAUUUACCCCUCUUCACCUCACAGACCCAGAUGCAGCCAGAUGAACCAGGUCACUACGGUAAACUGGACCACAGCGGCAAGAAGACGCCUGUGGCAUAUCCUGGCUCCUCUGAAUAUGGGAAACUAGACCGGUCCAGAUGGAAGAUCCUCUCCACUAUGGCAAACUGGGACCAUCCGGGAAGAGAGGAGCCACUCUACCUGACCCAGAUGCAGGCUAGUGGCAGCUCUGCUAGAGGUGGUGACAUGUACGACACAGUGUCCCAUGAACCUCGUCACAAAGUCCCUUCCUCAAAGUCGAAGAGACAGCACUCUAGCAGUGGUGAGGAGGCCUCUCUACCGUAGUCACAUGUGCGUUCAUCAACAGCACACCACACCACUCUAAACACUCCAAACACUCUUCUAUAUCCCACUUGCUAGACAAAACUCCUUCAGAAACUCUUAGAUGUGCCCCACUUUACACCUCUGUUCCCACAGUGGCACUAGCUCAGCUGUUAACUAUAUAUAAGUGGUAAAGAGAUGACAAUUGUUACUGUCUUACUGUUUUGCAGCAAAUUUAUAUACCACAGUAUCUAGUGAGUUUUUGGAGACGAUAUC
This is a messenger RNA of Geodia barretti, 847 nucleotides long. NCBI's taxonomy places the organism in Eukaryota, Metazoa, Porifera, Demospongiae, Tetractinellida, Geodiidae. The record is from the annotation of a GenBank genome assembly.